GACGAGAGCAAUCCAUCACAAUUCGGUCUCCACUAAUCCUCGUCUCUCAUUCGCUGCGAUUAGGGGCCUCCUUGAUUUCGUCGUCAGGCACUUAUUGUCUGUUCUCGCUAUCUCGUUCUUGCCGAAGAUUAGGGUUUUCAUUCCUUUCUUUGGUUUCCCUUGUCGCAUUAAAUUGAGGGGUUGGAUCGAUUGCGGCUUUUGAGGGCCAGUUUUUGAUGCUUUACUUGCUUGUCUGAAGUUGGAGGAGCCGCUGUCGUGGGUUUGAACUGGGGUAGAAAUUUGAUGAAGAAGAAGUUCGAAUCGGGUGUUCUUUGGCAACUCGAGGGGUAGUAGGUAGCCUUGUGACUUUCUGGCAUAAAAGGAGUGGUCAUUAAUGGGUGCUCUGCAAGUCGGGGAAGUUACCAUCGCAAGAAGAAGCUAAAUUUAGGGCUUUAGUCCGACGAAGUGUUCCUUCAUCAUUUGCUUUUGUAACAGAACCGUCGCAGUAAAACAUGACAUGCUAUGCAUGAUUGAUCUUUAAAUCAGAAGUUGUGGGAGAAGUUUUGCGGGCAUUUUUUGUUCGAUAUCAAUUUCUGAAGGUUUUGACCUGAUGUUCUCUUCUAGAACCGACUGUACACACGAUACAGCUGGAAUUUCCGGUCAGGUGCUUAUUGCAACGAAGUUUGUCUGGCCCUAUGGUGGGAGAACGGUUUCCCUGAUUGGCUCUUUUACAGGGUGGACUGAUCGUUAUCCAAUGUUCCCUGCGGAGGAUUGUCCUAACAUAUUUCAAGCUGUCUACAGCUUAACACCAGGCAUUCAUCAGUAUAAGUUCUUUGUUGACGGUGAAUGGCGGCAUGAUGAUCAGCAACCUCAUGUGGUGGGAAAUUAUGGGAUAGUGAACACUCUUAUUCUCGCCCAAGAAUCUAAUCCUAUACUGACUGCCUUAGGCCUUGAGAAACCUAGUAACCGGAUAAACAUGGAUGUAGACAAUUGGAACUUCCGGCAUGUGGAGACAACUUUGAGGGUUCCAGAGGCUGAUAUUGGACUUUUUCGUGAUCAUAUUUUUGAACUUUUGUCCACCCAUACUGCUUAUGAAUUGCUUCCAGAUUCAGGAAAGGUCAUUGCUCUUGAUAGCAAUUUGCCAGUAAAACAAGCAUUUCAUAUCCUCUACGAGCAGGGAAUUCCUGUUGCUCCUUUAUUGGACACAUACAAGGGAGAAUUUGUUGGAGUACUCAGUCCAUUAGAUUUUAUAUUGAUUCUGAAAGCGCUCAGUAAUCAUGGUUCCAAUUUGGCGGAGGAAGAGCUUGAGAGCCAUACUAUUUCUGCUUGGAAAGAGGCAAAACAACACCUAAGCAGGCAAAUAGUUAUGCAUCAAAGACAAUCUCAGAGACAAUUAAUCCAUGCUGAGCCCUAUGAUUCAUUGAAAGAUGUUGCAUUGAAGAUAUUGCAAAAUCAGGUAGCAACAGUACCAAUUAUUUCAUCACGUGGGGAAUCAUUUCCACAUUUGCUUUAUCUUGCAUCCCUUUCAGAAAUAAUGAAAUGUAUCUGCAGGCAUUUUAGACAUUCUUCUGUUUCAUUGCCCAUUUUGCAACAAGCAAUAUGCACUAUUCCUGUGGGCACAUGGAUUCAACAAAUCGGUGAAUCAAAAGGGAAGCACUUGGCAAUGCUUAGACCAAAUGAAUCACUUAGCUCUGCCCUAGCACUGUUAGUGCAAGCUCAAGUUAGUUCAAUACCAAUAAUUGAUGAUCAUGACUGUUUACUGGAUGCAUACUCCAGAAGUGACAUUACAUCUUUGGCUAAAAACAAUGCUUAUGCACGAAUUCACCUGGAUGACAUGAGAAUUUACCAGCCACCAGUCAACCAUUAAUUAAAAAUCAAGCAAUCAAUAUCAGAGUUUGCCUUUUCGAGUAUCGGACCCGUUUCGACAAACUACUGGAACGGUACAUAUCGGUUUGUAUUGGUGUACCACCAUGGUACGCCGGUGCAUACCAGUGGCUCGGCGAUGAAGAAAAAGAAAGAAGUGGAAGGAGCAGUGGAGGAAUAGAGGGAGGAGGAAGGAAGAGGGAAGUGGAGGAAGAAGAAGAAAGAAGAGGAAAAGAACUGCAGCAGCGUUCCUGGGAAUUAGUGGCAGCGACAGCGAGGCGACGCCAUCUUAUGCGACAUCAAAGUGACAGCUGCAGCAAGGGGAAGCAGGGACGAUGAGCUGGCGACAUCUUACAUGACGGCGAAGCAAUAGUGAUAGUAUAGGAGAAGCAACGACAGCUAGGUGGUGGCAUCUUACAUGAUGGCGAAGUAGCAGUGGUAGUAGAGGCAAAGCGGUGACUAUGAGGCGGCGAUACCUUGCACGAUGUGUUCGCAAGCCCUUAUCUUUUUUUUUUUAUGCUGAUUUGGACAUAGGCCCCACCAUUUCUUUGAAUAUUUUAUUAAUUUAACUGGACCAUCUAGUACAAGGUUGUCCAUGUAUCGAUCCCUUGUUGGACCGGUAUGUGUUGCCCAUACUGAGCGAUAUACUGCAGCACGGCAAACCCUGAUCAACGUUACCUUUUGUUCUCUUUUUCCAUCCAUUGUUUCUAGCAUUUUUUCCUAUCAGUCUAGGAGAUCAAUUCUUAUAAAAUGGAACUCGACUAUGGGUUUCUCUAGUCUUAGCAACAAGUAACAACUCCACAAUCUGUUUUCUGAGGCUUAAAAAAAUCUCUGUAAAUCUAAUAUGUUAAUUCAGUUUGGUAAACUUUUAGUCAUGUGUAGUCUAGAAUUACAAGUUAUGAAUCUAACUUGUCACACAAAAGGACAUAUGAUAUAUUUACUUCAACACUUUACCAACUCUAAGAUGUUGGUAGUUCUAGUUAUCAAAGAUUACUUCAACACUUAUGCCUAGUUUCUUUAAUUAUGUUUUAUUACAAAUAACAACUGCCUGGCCUUCCCUUUUCUGGAUCUGAAGUGCUACAGUUGACCCCUUUAUUUGUAGUCUCUACUCUCUAGUCUCUACAAUAUAGCAUCUAUCUGGUCUCACUUGAUUGUUUAGUAAGAACAUAAAAGAUGAAUUAAUAUAUUGCUCCUGAAUGCCUAGGUCUAUGGCAAUCUAUUUUCCUUUCUGUCAUCCUCCUAUCUUCAUUUUGUAUCUCAAAUAUCUCUUGACUUGUUGAGAAGGCAAUCAUCUUAUUGCCUCAUGGGUGGAAGUUAUAGAAGUUUGAUGGAUCAUCGGAGUCCAUAAAUACCAUAGCUUCAGGUCAUGGCUUCCAUAAUUAGCUUCGUUUGGUUCGUGUGGGAUAUUUGGAAUUAGUCACAUCCAAUUCCGUUUCCCAGUUCUUUUGUUCUUCCUUUCUAUAAAUAUCAAUUUCAGUCCAUGUGAAUAUGUUAUGCUAUUGCCAUGUUGUUAAAUUGAACUAUCAUGUUAUGCGCUUAGAGUAGGUUAGAGUUAGUGGAUAAAUUAUGAAAAUUUUGUUUAGUCACCUAGGACUUACAGUUAUUUAUGGUCUUAAUGGCGGUAAAAAAUCCAUGUAACCAGUCUCAAAUAGUUGGAAUAUAUGAUAUUGUUAUUGUUGUUCAGUCACUUAGGCCUCUACUCAAUUCACUUUGAUGUAUACAUUCAAAGGUAAUCGUUUUUUUGUCUUUAAUUUCAGGCUUUGCAACUCAGACAAGAGUCAAAUUCUCAUUAUGGAUUCUACAAAGGGCAGAGAUGCCAAAUG
Messenger RNA from Musa acuminata AAA Group (dessert banana), 3665 nucleotides. Its product is annotated as sucrose nonfermenting 4-like protein. Lineage: Eukaryota; Viridiplantae; Streptophyta; Magnoliopsida; Zingiberales; Musaceae. The transcript is spliced from 13 exons. Bases 590 to 1846 code for a protein of 418 amino acids. The record is from RefSeq and is a predicted model, not a curated record.